AUGGCGAAAACUGCCUCCGGGAGAGGCGCGAUAGCCAAACCAAAUGUUUUCGGUGACGAUUUCCGUACGACCAAGAGGGACAAGCGUCAGAUCAAGCAUGCUGCCCUCGUGUCAAAAAUUGAGAAAAACACCCAAAAGACACCCAAGCGUCGACGUGCGUCAAAGAAACUCGUCGCCAACCUCGAAUCCCUAGCCGAUGCUCUCCCCGAGGCCGCCGAAGAAAAUGAUGCCGCCAGUCAAGCGAACGUGAUCAAGCAAAAGACACUGCGACACAAGCCUGGUGCGUUGAAGCGCCGGGAAAAGUUGGAGAAAAUGGAACGGGACCGAUUCAACAAAAAUUUGACUGAAAUGUCCAACAUCACGGCUCCUGCUGCCACUAGUGGCGAGACAAAUACCGAGUCGAAUGCGACGGCUAGUCGGUGGUCUGCGCUUCGUAACUUCAUCUCCCAAACGAUGGAACAACAGCCUGUGUUCAAGGAAAACAAAUGA
Messenger RNA from Penicillium soppii, 489 nucleotides. Its product is annotated as FAM207/SLX9 family protein. NCBI's taxonomy places the organism in Eukaryota, Fungi, Ascomycota, Eurotiomycetes, Eurotiales, Aspergillaceae. Bases 1 to 489 code for a protein of 162 amino acids. Gene Ontology annotation, cellular component: 90S preribosome; nucleolus; preribosome, small subunit precursor. Gene Ontology annotation, biological process: maturation of SSU-rRNA from tricistronic rRNA transcript (SSU-rRNA, 5.8S rRNA, LSU-rRNA). The transcript has a single exon. The record is from RefSeq and is a predicted model, not a curated record.